AUGCCAGAGCGACAGCUCAAAACUCCCGUAAGGAGCUACGGCAAGGAGAUGGGACGCGUGACAGGAAAAGAAAGGAGAUGGGAUGCGUGCAAGAGUGACGCGAAUGGGACAGACACAGCAAGGAGAGGUGAUGCGUCGAAUAGUGAUACGAACCGAACAGAUUCAUCGCACGACCGUCGACGACAGCCAGGCACCCAUACAGGCGCUAAGUGCGAGAGUCGCCCAACAUGCCAUGCCAGAGCGACAGCUCAAAACUCCCGUAAGGAGCUACGGCAAGGAGAUGGGACGCGUGUAAGAGUGACGCGAACAGGACAGGAAAAGAAAGGAGAUGGGAUGCGUGCAAGAGUGACGCGAAUGGGACAGACACAGCAAGGAGAGGUGAUGCGUCGAAUAGUGAUACGAACCGAACAGAUUCAUCGCACGACCGUCGACGACAGCCAGGCACCCAUACAGGCGCUAAGUGCGAGAGUCGCCCAACAUGCCAUGCCAGAGCGACAGCUCAAAACUCCCGUAAGGAGCUACGGCAAGGAGAUGGGACGCGUGACAGGAAAAGAAAGGAGAUGGGAUGCGUGCAAGAGUGACGCGAAUGGGACAGACACAGCAAGGAGAGGUGAUGCGUCGAAUAGUGAUACGAACCGAACAGAUUCAUCGCACGACCGUCGACGACAGCCAGGCACCCAUACAGGCGCUAAGUGCGAGAGUCGCCCAACAUGCCAUGCCAGAGCGACAGCUCAAAACUCCCGUAAGGAGCUACGGCAAAAAGAUGGGACGCGUGUAAGAGUGACGCGAACAGGACAGGAAAAGAAAGGAGAUGGGAUGCGUGCAAGAGUGACGCGAAUGGGACAGACACAGCAAGGAGAGGUGAUGCGUCGAAUAGUGAUACGAACCGAACAGAUUCAUCGCACGACCGUCGACGACAGCCAGGCACCCAUAAAGGCGCUAAGUGCGAGAGUCGCCCAUCAUGCCAUGCCAGAGCGACAGCUCAAAACUCCCGUAAGGAGCUACGGCGAGGAGAUGGGACGCGUGCAAGAGUGA
Molecule: messenger RNA, 1035 nt
Organism: Suillus plorans
Lineage: Eukaryota; Fungi; Basidiomycota; Agaricomycetes; Boletales; Suillaceae
Exons: 3
Coding region: 1-1035 (344 amino acids)
Source: RefSeq, a predicted model, not a curated record